AUAGCCUCAGGGGUGCCCUGUGAGAGGAGGUGAGGGUUCCGGCGGCCGGCAUCUGUUCGCUCGCGGCUUGCAGCACGCUGCAGCCUGCAGCCCCCAGUGUCGGCGUGGAUCGGCCGCCCUGAGGUGCCGGGGCAGCGUUCGGCAUGUCGUCGGGCCUCCGCGCCGCAGACUUUCCCCGCUGGAAGCGUCACAUCGCGGAGGAACUGAGGCGCCGGGACCGACUGCAGAGGCAGGCGUUCGAAGAGAUCAUUCUGCAGUAUACCAAGUUGCUGGAAAAGUCUGAUCUUCAUUCAGUAUUGACCCAGAAACUACAAGCUGAAAAGCAUGACAUACCAAAUAGGCAUGAAAUAAGUCCUGGACAUGAUGGUGCGUGGAAUGACAGUCAGCUACAAGAAAUGGCCCAGUUGAGGAUCAAACACCAGGAAGAGCUGACUGAACUGCACAAGAAACGUGGGGAGUUAGCUCAGUUGGUGAUUGACCUGAAUAACCAAAUGCAGCAGAAGGACAAGGAGAUACAGAUGAAUGAAGCCAAGAUUGCAGAGUGUUUACAGACCAUCUCUGACCUGGAGACAAACUGCCUGGACCUGCGCACCAAACUUCAGGACCUCGAGGUAGCCAACCAGACCCUGAAGGAUGAGUAUGAUGCCCUGCAGAUUACUUUUACUGCCCUAGAAGAGAAACUGAGGAAAACUACUGAGGAGAACCAGGAACUGGUCACAAGGUGGAUGGCUGAGAAGGCCCAAGAAGCCAAUCGCCUCAACGCAGAGAAUGAGAAGGACUCCAGGAGGCGUCAAGCACGACUGCAGAAAGAGCUUGCAGAAGCAGCAAAGGAGCCUCUACCUGUUGAACAAGGCUUGAAGUUCUUGUCAUACAGAUCUUUCAGUUGCUUCGUUAGAGUCACACCAAGGGACGAUGACAUUGAAGUCAUUGUGGAUGAGACCUCAGAUCACACAGAAGAGACCUCUCCCGUGCGAGCCAUCAGCAGAGCAGCUACUAAGCGACUCUCGCAGCCUGCUGGAGGCCUUCUGGAUUCUAUCACUAAUAUCUUUGGGAGACGCUCUGUCUCUUCCAUCCCAGUCCCCCAGGAUAUCGUGGACACUCAUCCUGCUUCUGGUAAAGAUGUGAGAGUCCCAACUACUGCCUCAUAUGUCUUUGAUGCACAUGACGGAGAGGUCAAUGCAGUGCAGUUCAGUCCAGGCUCCCGGUUACUGGCCACUGGAGGCAUGGACCGCAGGGUUAAACUUUGGGAAGCAUUUGGAGAUAAAUGUGAAUUCAAGGGCUCCCUGUCUGGCAGUAAUGCUGGAAUUACAAGCAUUGAAUUUGAUAGUGCUGGAGCUUACCUAUUAGCAGCUUCAAAUGAUUUUGCAAGUCGGAUCUGGACUGUGGAUGAUUAUCGAUUACGGCACACACUCACAGGCCACAGCGGGAAAGUCCUCUCUGCCAAGUUCCUGCUGGACAAUGCACGGAUUGUCUCAGGAAGUCACGACCGGACCCUCAAACUCUGGGAUCUCCGCAGCAAAGUCUGUAUAAAAACAGUGUUUGCAGGGUCCAGCUGCAAUGACAUUGUUUGCACUGAGCAAUGCGUGAUGAGUGGGCAUUUUGACAAGAAAAUUCGUUUCUGGGAUAUCCGAUCAGAAAGUGUGGUCCGAGAGAUGGAACUGUUAGGGAAGAUCACUGCUCUGGACUUAAACCCUGAGAGAACUGAGCUCCUGAGCUGCUCCCGUGAUGACCUGCUGAAAGUCAUUGACCUCCGGACAAAUACUAUCAAACAGACGUUCAGUGCCCCUGGAUUCAAAUGUGGCUCUGACUGGACCCGGGUUGUCUUCAGCCCUGAUGGCAGUUACGUGGCAGCAGGCUCAGCCGAGGGGUCUCUUUAUGUCUGGAGCGUGCUCACAGGGAAAGUGGAGAAGGUGCUUUCAAAACAGCACAGCUCUUCUAUCAAUGCGGUGGCAUGGGCCCCUUCGGGCUUGCAUGUUGUCAGUGUGGACAAAGGAAGCCGAGCUGUGCUGUGGGCACAGCCUUGAUGCCGCACCCUGAGGAGCAGUGUGGGCCCCACCGCCCAUCUGGGAGAGUGAUGUGUCCUCCCAGAGAAGAGCUGAAGCCAUGCCGUGCCAUAGCUUUCCUGACAACUUUGACUUAAGGUCUUGAAUGGCUGAGAAGAACCCACACUGAACCGAACUGACUCUGCCAGUCCUCAGCGAGGCUCAGACUCUUGUGUGCAGUGGGUGGGAAACACUACUAACUCUGACCUUCCAUACCUCAUGGGGAACACAGGGUCCCUGCUGGCUCUCCCCACUGGACACAGUGCCAAGGACAACGCACACACCAGGUAUUGGGUCCCCUGUGCUUUUUCCCGUCUUUCCAAAGUCUCUUUCCAAAGUCUGAUGCACGUCCCCUCUCUGUGGCGUCACUUACCCAGGGGCUCACUGUAGGCAUUGGGUCAGUGGAAACCAAAUCAGGGCCUGUCCUCCUGUGACAAAAGGAUGGGUGGCGCUGUUUUCAGGAUGGUGUGUCUGGUCUCACUGCUGAAACCUGCAUCUUCAGCUGCCUUCAGAUUCUGAGCUCCCUUCCUGCCAACACUUCCACAUAGCUUUGUGUAUGUGAGGAAAGGACCGUGCCAACCUGUCCCUGUGUGGUAGAAUUUGCAGCAGUGGUGAAAAACACCUCUUUACCCUGCAUUUACCAUUGCAAAUGCACAGCAUCAGCAGGUGACUGAGUGCUCGCCUGGAGCAGAGUGGCGAGUCCAUCCCGGCCUUGCAUCAGUGUGGUGGCUGUGAGAGAAGCCUGGCUAGGAGCUGGUUAUGAUGAAGGCCCGGAGAGCAGUCUGUCCUGCUUGCCGUGCACGUGGUCGGAGGCAGACGUUUGUCUGUCACGUGUACUUUGCACUUUAUUUUUUGCUUCCACGCUGUUCUCUGGACAGUAGGGACAACAUGAGUGCUAGAGCCAGGGGAGAGGGACGAGUCCUUCCCUGCCUGCAACUCAUCUGUUGGUUUGCUGCCUGCCGGAGAGCUGCUGUGGGGGAAGUGGAGGCUCGCUGGCCAGGGCUCAUCUUUUAUUUAUUUAAUUAUGUGUCCUAACAGAGCUUGAUUGUAAAUAAAGAAGAAAUUCUGUUAUAUACUUUUCAAA
This is a messenger RNA of Apodemus sylvaticus (European woodmouse), 3126 nucleotides long. RefSeq names its product autophagy related 16 like 1 (gene Atg16l1). Gene Ontology annotation, molecular function: protein binding. NCBI's taxonomy places the organism in Eukaryota, Metazoa, Chordata, Mammalia, Rodentia, Muridae. The transcript is spliced from 19 exons. The record is from RefSeq and is a predicted model, not a curated record. Gene Ontology annotation, biological process: negative stranded viral RNA replication; autophagosome assembly. The coding region runs from base 144 to 2024 and encodes 626 amino acids. Gene Ontology annotation, cellular component: autophagosome membrane.